Molecule: messenger RNA, 4548 nt
Organism: Nakaseomyces glabratus
Lineage: Eukaryota; Fungi; Ascomycota; Saccharomycetes; Saccharomycetales; Saccharomycetaceae
Gene: PDR12
Product: ATP-binding cassette multidrug transporter PDR12
Biological process (GO): transmembrane transport
Cellular component (GO): membrane
Molecular function (GO): ATP binding; ATP hydrolysis activity; ABC-type transporter activity
Source: RefSeq, a predicted model, not a curated record
AUGCCUGCUUCAAUAUCCUCUUCGAUAAUAUCGAAGGAAAGGAAGGAUGAUGCAGAUACUACAUCAAAUUCAUAUGCUGAUUCUGUGCAUAGUUAUGAAAACAUAAAUCGUGACGAUAAUGAACAGCAACCUGUUUCAACACAAUUAUCUCGUCACUUAACCCAAAUUCUCUCAGAAGAAGGUGGUAAAGAAAGAUUGGAGUCCAUGGCCAGAGUUAUCUCCACCAAGACAAAGGCUGAAAUGGACAAAUUUGAAGUCAAUGACAUGGACUUCGACUUGAGAAUGCUGUUGAAUUACCUAAGAAAUAGACAGCUUGAACAAGGUAUCGAACCAGGUGACUCCGGUGUUGCUUUUAAAAAUCUAACCGCAGUUGGUAUAGAUGCUUCCGCUGCCUAUGGUCCAAGUGUGGAGGAAAUGUUAAGAGAUACCGGUAAACUACCACUUACACUGAUCAACAAGCUAAGAAGAAAGAAAGAUAGUGUUCCUUUGAGAAACAUUAUCCAAAACUGUACUGGUGUUGUUGAAUCUGGUGAAAUGUUAUUUGUGGUUGGUAGACCAGGUGCUGGUUGCUCAACAUUGCUAAAAUGUAUCUCUGGUGAAACCUCAGAAUUAGUUAGCGUUGAUGGUGAAUUUUCCUAUGAUGGUUUAGAUCAAGAGGAAAUGAUGAAGAACUACAAAGGCUAUGUCAUUUACUGUCCAGAACUUGACUUCCACUUCCCUAAAAUCACAGUGAAAGAAACCAUUGAUUUUGCACUAAAAUGUAAAACUCCUAGAGUUAGAAUUGACAGAAUGACCAGAAAACAGUAUGUCGAUAAUAUUAGAGAUAUGUGGUGUACUGUUUUUGGUUUAAGACAUACAUACGCUACUAAAGUCGGUAAUGAUUUUGUUAGAGGUGUCUCUGGUGGUGAAAGAAAGCGUGUGUCUUUAGUAGAAGCUCAAGCGAUGAAUGCUUCUAUUUACUCCUGGGAUAACGCAACCAGAGGUUUAGAUGCUUCUACAGCUUUAGAAUUUGCACAAGCUAUUAGAACAGCUACCAACAUGAUGAAUAAUUCAGCUAUUGUUGCUAUUUACCAAGCGGGUGAAAACAUCUAUGAACUAUUUGAUAAAACCACGGUUUUGUAUAAUGGUAAACAAAUUUACUUCGGUCCAGCUAAGAAAGCUGUGCAAUAUUUUGAGAAUAUGGGUUGGAUAAAACCACCUAGAAUGACAUCUGCUGAGUUUUUAACCUCUGUUACUGUUGACUUUGAAAAUAGAACUUUAGAUAUCAAACCCGGUUAUGAAGAUACAAUUCCUAAAUCUGGUUUUGAGUUUGAAGAAUAUUGGUUGAACUCUCCUGAAUACCAAGAACUAUUGAGACACUACGAUGAUUACCAUGCCAGACACCCUGCUGAAGAAACUAGAGAAAGAUUUGACACUGCAAAGAAGCAAAUGCUUCAAUCAGGUCAACGUGAAAGCUCCCGUUAUGUUGUCAAUUACUGGUCUCAGGUUUGGUACUGUAUGAUCCGUGGUUUCCAAAGAGUUAAAGGUGACUCUACUUAUACAAAAGUCUACCUAAGUUCCUUUUUAAUCAAAGGUUUGAUUGUUGGUUCAAUGUUUCAUAAAAUUGAUAAUAAAAGUCAAUCCACCACAGCGGGCGCUUAUUCACGUGGUGGUUUGCUAUUUUAUGUUCUAUUGUUUGCCUCCGUUACUUCUCUUGCUGAAAUUGCUAACUCUUUCUCUACUAGACCCAUUAUUGUGAAACAUAAAUCAUACUCGAUGUACCACAUUUCUGCAGAGUCUCUCCAAGAAAUUAUCACAGAGUUGCCAACCAAAUUUGUUGCAAUUAUUGUUUUAUCUUUAGUGACAUACUGGAUACCAUACCUGAAAUUUGAAGCUGGUGCAUUUUUCCAAUACAUCUUGUAUUUAUUCACUGUACAACAAUGUACUUCAUUUAUCUUUAAAUUUGUCGCUACAAUUACAAAAGAUGGUGUUACUGCACACGCUAUUGGUGGUCUAUGGGUUUUGAUGUUAUGUGUUUAUGCCGGUUUUGUGUUACCAUUAGGUGAAAUGCAUCAUUGGAUUAAAUGGCUGCAUUUCCUAAAUCCACUAACAUAUGCAUUUGAGAGUUUAGUAUCGACCGAAUUCCACCAUAGAGAAAUGCUUUGUAGUCAAUUGAUUCCAAGUGGUCCAGGGUAUGAAAAUGUUUCCGUUGCUAAUCAAAUUUGUAAUGCUGCUGGUGCUAUAAAGGGGCAUAUGUUUGUGAAUGGUGAUACGUAUAUUGAUAGACAGUACCAUUUUGCAUACCGCCAUGCCUGGAGAAGUUGGGGUGUCAAUAUUGUUUGGACAUUUGGUUAUAUUGUUUUCAAUGUUAUUCUUUCGGAGUUUAUCAAACCAGUAUCUGGUGGUGGUGAUUUGUUAUUGUACAAGAGAGGCCACAUGCCAGAGUUUGGUACUGAAAAUGCUGAUGCUAGAGUUGCUAGUAGAGAAGAAAUGAUGGAAACUUUAAAUGGUCCAGAUGUUGAUUUGCCAAAGGUUAUCGCUGCUAAGGAUGUCUUUACAUGGAACCACUUGAAUUAUACUAUUCCUUAUGAUGGUGCCACCAGACAAUUAUUAUCAGAUGUUUUUGGUUACGUUAAGCCUGGUAAGAUGACAGCACUAAUGGGUGAGUCAGGUGCUGGUAAAACCACUUUACUAAACGUUUUGGCCCAAAGAAUUAAUAUGGGUGUUAUUACUGGUGAUAUGUUAGUUAAUUCUCAGUCACUACCUGCAUCUUUUAAUAGAUCGUGUGGUUAUGUUGCUCAAGCGGACAAUCAUAUGGCUGAAUUGUCGGUUAGAGAGUCUUUGAGAUUUGCUGCUGAAUUAAGACAACCUAGAUCUGUUCCAUUAGAGGAAAAAUAUGAGUAUGUUGAAAAGAUUAUCGCCUUGUUGGGUAUGCAAAAUUAUGCCGAAGCUUUAGUUGGUAAAACAGGUAGAGGUCUAAAUGUGGAACAAAGAAAGAAGUUGUCAAUUGGUGUGGAAUUAGUUGCCAAGCCUUCCUUAUUACUAUUCUUGGAUGAACCAACGUCUGGUUUGGAUUCUCAAUCAGCUUGGUCCAUUGUCCAAUUUAUGAGAGCAUUGGCUGACUCUGGUCAAUCUAUUUUGUGUACUAUUCAUCAACCUUCUGCAACUUUGUUUGAACAAUUCGACAGAUUACUGUUGCUGAAAAAAGGUGGUAAGAUGGUUUACUUUGGUGAUAUUGGUGAAAAUUCAUCUACUUUGUUAAACUAUUUUGAGCGCCAAUCCGGUGUGAAGUGUGGUAUUUCAGAGAAUCCUGCAGAGUAUAUUCUAAACUGUAUCGGUGCAGGUGCUACUGCUAGUGCAUCUGCUGACUGGCACGAUCUAUGGCAGCAGUCACCUGAAUGUGCAGCAGCCAGGGCUGAAUUGGAUGAACUUCAUAAAAACCUUUUGUCAAGACCUGUUACCGAAGAUCCUGAACUUGUAACAAAAUUUGCGGCCUCAUACACGACCCAAAUGAAAUGUGUUUUAAGAAGAACCAUGAUACAGUUCUGGAGAUCACCAGUGUAUAUUAGGGCUAAGUUCUUGGAAUGUGUGUCAUGUGCUUUGUUUGUUGGUUUGUCGUAUAUCGCUGUCAACCACUCUGUUGGUGGUGCAACUGAAGCCUUUUCAUCUAUCUUUAUGUUAUUGUUGAUUGCCCUAGCAAUGAUCAAUCAAUUACAUGUCUUUGCUUAUGACAGUAGGGAAUUAUAUGAGGUUAGAGAAGCUGCGUCUAACACUUUCCAUUGGAGUGUUCUAUUGUUAUGUCACUACGUUGUUGAGACAGGUUGGUCUACACUAUGCCAAUUUAUGUGUUUCAUUUGUUACUACUGGCCUGCCGGAUAUAGUGGACGUGCUUCGCAUGCAGGAUUCUUCUUCUUCUUCUAUGUUUUGAUUUUCCCAAUGUAUUUUGUUUCAUAUGGUCUGUGGAUUUUGUACAUGUCUCCCGAUGUGCCUUCAGCUUCUAUGAUCAAUUCAAACUUAUUUGCAGCCAUGUUACUUUUCUGUGGUAUCUUACAACCAAAGGAAAAAAUGCCAGGAUUCUGGAGAGGUUUGAUGUACAACGUUUCUCCAUUCACAUAUGUUGUUCAAGCAUUAGUUGGCCCAUUGGUACACGAUAAGAAGGUUGUAUGUAACAAGAAUGAGUUUGCAAUCAUGGAUCCACCUGCAGGGCAAACAUGUGGCGAGUAUCUAAGAACUUAUAUUGGUAACAACUCAGGUUACUUAGUUAAUCCUCAAGCUACGAGCAAUUGUAACUACUGCCCAUAUAGUGUUCAAGAUGAAGUUGUUGCCCGGUUCAACGUGAAAUGGAGUUACAGAUGGAGAAACUUUGGUUUUAUGUGGGUCUACAUCUGCUUCAACAUUUUUGCCAUGUUGUCUUGUUAUUACAUCAUGAGAGUUAAGGUUUGGAGCUUGAAAUCUGUCCUUGACUUUAAGAAAUGGUUCAACGGACCAAGAAAGGAUAGACAUGAAAAAGACAAGUCUAUCUUUGAGAAGAAACCAGGUGAUGAAGAAAAAGUGAAGCAAAAAUUUUAA